Messenger RNA from Maniola jurtina (meadow brown), 667 nucleotides. Its product is annotated as 2-oxo-4-hydroxy-4-carboxy-5-ureidoimidazoline decarboxylase-like. The record is from RefSeq and is a predicted model, not a curated record. The transcript has 3 exons. The coding region runs from base 73 to 585 and encodes 170 amino acids. Gene Ontology annotation, molecular function: carboxy-lyase activity. Gene Ontology annotation, biological process: allantoin metabolic process. NCBI's taxonomy places the organism in Eukaryota, Metazoa, Arthropoda, Insecta, Lepidoptera, Nymphalidae.
CGCUAUAUAAACACGACGACGCGCGACGAUAACAGCGAAACUUAUGUCAGUUUGAAAGUUUUAUUCAACAACAUGGGUAAAUUGAGUGUUUCUGAAGUGAAUUCUAUGAGGGAUGAACAGUUCGAGUGGGUGUUCAGGAAUGUGAUCGAGCUGCGGCCGGCGGCGGCGGCUUGCGUCCGGGAACAGCGUCCGUUCACAGACGCCUCUGACCUCUGUGCCGCGUUCCACAAAUAUUUGGACGAGCUCAGCGUUGAAUGCAAGUUGCAGGUGUUGAAAUCUCAUCCCGACUUAGCUGGUCGCUUAGCAGCGGAAGGAGAACUCACGCAAGAGUCUACUGAAGAACAACGCAAAGCUGGACUAAACGAAUUAACCGUUGAACAGAAAGCUGUAAUGGAUUCAAGAAAUGAAAGAUAUAAAAAGAAGUUUGGUUUCCCAUUUAUUAUUUGCGCAAGAGAAAAUAAAAUUCAGUCCAUUAUUGAAGGCUUAAAUACUCGAUACAAUAAUAUACUGGAGCAGGAAAUUCAAAUUGGCAUUCAUGAAGUGAAAAAAAUAUGUAAGCUUCGAAUACUUGAUAUUGUAAGUUGAGAUCAAAAAUUGAUAACAAAAUAUUAAAUACAUAUUGUCAUUGAAGUUGUAAACAUGAAAAUGAAAUAAAAAUUACAAUUUA